This is a messenger RNA of Limulus polyphemus (Atlantic horseshoe crab), 905 nucleotides long. Its product is annotated as vezatin-like. Gene Ontology annotation, biological process: cell-cell adhesion. The transcript has 6 exons. NCBI's taxonomy places the organism in Eukaryota, Metazoa, Arthropoda, Merostomata, Xiphosura, Limulidae. The record is from RefSeq and is a predicted model, not a curated record. Bases 161 to 895 code for a protein of 244 amino acids. Gene Ontology annotation, cellular component: plasma membrane.
AUACUAUUAACAGUUAUUUUGAAAUACAUAUUUGUUCUCAGAUGUCUCAUGUAACUGUUAUAUCUAGUUCCCAAUUUGUCAGAGAAAAAAGAAAAGAAAAUAGUUAAAAAAAUUGAGGGGAAAAUGAGAAUUAUUAUUAUUACUUGUUUUUUGGUGAACAAUGGCCGGCGGGUUGGAGUUGGAAGACGAAGAAAUUGUGCUAGAGAACUCACCAUUGUAUCAACACUUGAGAGAAACGGGAUUUUUGGAAACAGACAUUUUCCAACUUGAAUCAUCAAAAGAGAAAUGUAGCGAGGUACCUUUAGUUGAAAAUUACCUUCCAUUUUAUUGUUGCCACAAGAGCUGUUUUAAGGAGCUACUGCUCUAUCCUCUGAACAUUUUUUCUAACCUCUACCAACAAGUAAGAAGUUCUUAUCUGGAAAGAGAGAGGAAUUAUCAAAAAGAAGUUGAAAAAAAACUACUUUCAUGUAUGUUAAGCAACGAUGUUUUAAUAGAAGAUUAUAAAGCCUUUUUAAAGAAUUUUAGUCAAGAUGAUGAAUUAACUUCUGGCUCAGAUGGUGUGUCUAGUAUCUCAACAUUUAGAUUUUACUGGUUUCUGGCACUGUUUAUCAUUUUCCUUUCAUAUAUUUGGAAAAGGUUGCACCCAACAGUUGGGGAAAAGGAACAUCUAUUUAGAUGUGGUUUGGAGCUGUUUCUAGUUAUAAUCUUUCUUGUAACCAUGACAGUUAUAUUAAAGGAGAUUUUUAAUAAAUAUUGGUCUCAGAAAGCUUUAGAAGAUGGGAAAAGAAGAAUUAACCAACUCAUCAGUAGCACAACUCAGACAAAUGAACUGCUUAAGAAAUGUAUUCUUAUAGUACAAGAAGCUGAACUCAUAGCAAGAGGAUUUACUUUGUAAUCUCUAACUA